Molecule: messenger RNA, 439 nt
Organism: Cetraspora pellucida
Lineage: Eukaryota; Fungi; Glomeromycota; Glomeromycetes; Diversisporales; Gigasporaceae
Source: the annotation of a GenBank genome assembly
AUGUUAUUUGAUAUGAUUGGGCAUACUGAUAAUGAAUCAUCAGGAGGUCGGUUGCAUCCAGAUUACACCCUAGAAAGCCUUGGAGAGGAGUCCCUACUUAGCGAACAGCUAAAAAAUUUUAGUGAUUUAGUAUGUGAAAGACGAAGAAGGUUUAUUGAUGAGACUUUCAAAAAAAGCAAGUCAAAUCACUUACUCCGGCCAAUACCUGUUACUGCUCAAGAAGAAGCAGCCACCAUGGAUGAAGCAAAUAUGUCAAAAGAAGAGCUUCUAGCAAUUAUCAAUUCAUUGCUAAGUUCAGUUAAUAUUCCAGAUAGUUCAAAGUAUCGCGGAUUAAAGCAAAAAAAUCAACAGUUGGAUUGGUCUAACGGAUCUGAAAUCAUAAACUUAAGUAUUAGUUGCAAAAUGCAAAAUCAAGAUUUAACACAUGUUAGUUGGAAUG